Molecule: messenger RNA, 6751 nt
Organism: Clarias gariepinus (North African catfish)
Lineage: Eukaryota; Metazoa; Chordata; Actinopteri; Siluriformes; Clariidae
Gene: psd3l
Product: pleckstrin and Sec7 domain containing 3, like
Exons: 16
Coding region: 371-3688 (1105 amino acids)
Biological process (GO): regulation of ARF protein signal transduction
Molecular function (GO): protein binding; guanyl-nucleotide exchange factor activity; phospholipid binding
Source: RefSeq, a predicted model, not a curated record
UCCAAAGGAAGUAUCAUCAGCCACAACAGCUUCAGAACGUCGAGACCUAGACAGCAUCUACACUGGGGAGGAAGAGCGUAUAACUACCUGCGAGGAUGCUGUAGAUGACACCACAUCAUUUCUGAGUGCGGAUAGGAAACCUAUACCAGAGGAAGCAUCUUCACCAGUAUUUGGUGCUGGGAUUACAGAGAAGAGCUUUUCGUCAGAUUUAACAAGGAUAGAUAUCAGGCCGGCGAACCAAGAAUACACUUGUCUUUUAAGGGGAACAGAUUCUCAAGAGUGCUUAAGCUGUGAACUCAAAACGAAGGAUAACCCAAGUGAACGUGCAGAGUGCUCAGUUUGGCUCUUGAAUCAGGAACCUCUUGAAAUCAUGAGUGAAGUGUUUCAAUCUCCGUCACUGGGGAACUUUCCCAAAACGUCUUUAAGUCCAAGAGUGAGUUUCAUCUACCCACCGACUGAAUCUGACUCCCAGAACAGGGCUACAGCACGUAGUCCAGAUCUGAGCCCUACGUCCAGUGGAGUCCCUCCAGCCUGUGCACCAACGUCUACUUUUCCAUGCACACAUCGGUCUUCACACGGUAGCUGGGUGCACAGUGCCAAGCACAAGGAGGAGGCUACUGCUCUAGAAAGAGCACAGAAGGCGCUGAGCACAAAUGCAGAGAGGACCACUUUCGCUUCAGUCGUCAUCAAGAGAUCCUCAAAGCUCUACGGAGAUGUCUGUAAACCAGCAUGUGGGUCUUCGGAAGUGACAUCUGAUAUUCAAAGAAACCCUUAUGGAACCCUUUCUCUGGGUAUGGAAGGUACAGGAAAACCAAACCAAACUGCAUUGACCACAGAAUCUCUGCACAUGAAAACUAUGCCUCAGUCUGCAGCACCUGAAAAGGCCGAAACGUUUGUUUGGGUCAACGGCUCCUCCUCGCAUGCCCAGAGUGUCGCCAAGGCCAAGUACGAGUUUCUUUUUGGAAAGACCCACGACCCACCAGUUUCGCCAGGCACUGCUUCUACAUGUGACUUGAACCCCCACCUGGUGGAAAACAUCGGCAGAACCCCCGAGUCCUCUGUCCAGGAGGAUGAACUCGAUGAGACGUCACUCUUUCAGGAGAUCGACAGGGAACUCGCCGAGCUGUUGAGCGGCCUCACGGCCCGAGCCCGGGAUGUUGCGGCGGCCGAGCAUCACACCGCUUCAGACAUGAUCCCCUGCAACGGGACGCCUCCUUCUCCUCCGGGCAAAACCGAUCAAGCCCCAGAGCUACAGAACGGCGCCUCAGACCCGGCGCAGUCAGAAAAGCUGAAUGACGUGACUUUUAACUCGUGGUGUGAGGCGCUGAUUCAGGACCCAGGCUCAGCGCAGGAGCUGAACUGUGCGAGCCCCGCUCUCGGCCUAGACACCAGGAAUGCGGCCACGGGCCAACAUAAACCUGCACCGGUGCCCGUUAUGGAAAAGCAGGAGGGAGGUGAGAGCAGAGACUCGUCACCAAGGCCGCUCGAUGCCGCUGUGGACGAAUCGAGCAAAAUCCUGGCGGAGAUCCCCGGCAUCUUCAGUGCCUUCCUAGACGGGGGCAAAGCGCGAGAGAAACCUCAGAAGAAGCUGCGCUUUGUGGAGCAACAGGCUGACGGAGAGGUUUUUCUGAAUGGACAGGCUGAAGAGCAGGAACAGACGACUCAGGAGAUGGAGAAACCUCCUCAGGACAACACACUCAACGCCGCCGUGCCAGCGGUGUGUGUUUCUGAAGUGACUGAAACCAGCUCUGCCAGGAGUGUAAAGAGCAAAGCCAGUGAGAGUGAGGAGGCCACCGACAUGUUCAGCAGUCAGUUUGAGAGCAUCCUGGAGUCGGAGCGCCUGUGCGUUACACUCUACAGCAGCCUGGACUCGCUGGACGCUCUCUCCUCCUCGGCCGACGAGACAGACACGCAGGCAGAGCCAGCGCACACACACCGGGUCGUAGAGAUGCCCCUCACGCCCAUGAUCCAGCAGCGGCUGAAAGAAAGCGGCCUGUUUAUGGACAGCAGUAGCAGGCAGGAGGAGGUGCUGAGCGUCAGUGCGACCAGGAAGAGUGGGAAAACCGCCCUGGAGGUGACCUCCUGCUUUCUGAACACAUCCUCAGAGCAAGAGGACAGGACUGAUGGACAUGCAGAUGGAGCUUUGGCCAAUGGCAUGAUGGGGAAGGACACAAGCGACUGGCUGCAGUGCUGGACGAGCAGCGAUGAGGGGUUAAAAGACGUGCUGUCAGACUGGGACUUGGACAUGGGCAGCACCGAGCGACAGAAGGACAGCACGGACACGCUGAACAACGGGCACCGGGGCGACCAGGAGGCGGCACGACGCCUGGCGCGCCGCCUUUACCACCUGGAGGGCUUCCGGCGCUCUGACGUAGCCAAGCACCUGGGCAAGAACAAUGACUUCAACAAGAUGGUUGCUGAAGAGUACCUCACUUUCUUUGAAUUCACAGGAAUGACAUUGGACCAGUCGCUCAGAUCCUUUCUCAAAGCUUUUGCACUAAUGGGUGAAACCCAGGAACGAGAGCGGGUUUUAAUCCACUUUUCUAAUAGGUACUACCAAUGUAACCCCACCAUCAUCGCCUCACAAGAUGGAGUGCAUUGCCUUACAUGUGCUUUAAUGCUGCUGAACACUGACCUUCAUGGACAGAAUAUUGGGAAGAAGAUGACAUGUCAGGAAUUCAUCAACAACCUGGACGGCAUAGACGCAGGACAAGAUUUCCCCCGAGAUCUCCUCAAGGCAUUGUACAACUCAAUCAAAAACGAGAAGCUGGAAUGGGCAAUCGACGGGGACGAGUUGAAGAAAUCGCUGUCUGAGCUUACAGACUCCAAGAACGACAACAGCAAGAGCAUCAGCAGGAUCAGCAGCGGCAGCAACCCGUUUCUGGACAUCGCCCAUGACCCCAACGCUGCCGUUUACAAAGCAGGCUUUCUGGCCCGGAAAAUCCAUGCCGACAUGGAUGGCAAGAAAACCCCUAGAGGAAAGAGAGGCUGGAAGACCUUUUAUGCGGUUCUCAAAGGCAUGGUCCUGUAUUUACAGAAGGAUGAGUACAAACCUGAGAAGGCCCUGUCUGAGGAGGACCUGAAGAACGCCAUCAGCGUGCAUCAUGCCCUGGCCAUAAAGGCUGUAGACUAUGAGAAAAAGCCCAACGUACUCAAACUGAAGACAGCCGACUGGAGAGUCUUCCUCUUUCAAGCCCAGAGCCCUGAGGAAAUGGAGUCCUGGAUCAGAGUCAUUAACUCGGCGGCUGCCAUGUUUUCCGCUCCCUCUUUCCCCGCUGCCAUCGGAUCGCAGAAAAAAUUCAGCCGCCCGCUGCUGCCAGCCACCGCCACCAGGAUGUCACAGGAGGAGCAGCUGAAGUCGCAUGAGGCCAAGCUGAAGCACAUCUCCACAGAAUUAGCUGAACACAGGUCCUACCCUCCAGACAAGAAGGUCAAAGCCAAGGAGGUUGACGAGUACCGCCUUAAAGAGCACUACCUGGAAUUUGAGGAAAACCGUUACGAGACGUACGUGAAGCUGUUGAAGGACGGAGUGAAGGAGCUCCUAAGUGCUAAAGAGAACGAUGCAGCUCUGAAGAAAUCCCAGUCCAGCCCACACCUCAACCAGGAGUCCCAGCCAGCUGCUGCCAAAAUCAAGCGCAACACAUCCGAGAGGAAGGACUACCGUCCCGAGACACCCAAGGUCACAUAGAGCAGCGUGUCCUCACCCCCCCCUCUCUUGAAAAACGAGAGCCAUUCUUCACGACAUGUGAAAUUCUAUUUUGAUGUAAUUUAUUAUCUGCCACUGUUGUAAACGGAAAACUGUUGUGUAAACUGUAAUUGAAUUGAUACUCGUCCUCUUUAGAUCGACUGGUGCUCGUGUAGCUGUUUGUAGGAGACAUUACUUAACAUCCGUGUGGUCCUUUAAUUUCCUUUCAGUGUCGUCGACAUCGUCGCAGCUGUCAUUGUCGUGAUGAGCGUGUGAUUUCCUCGCGAGAUGUUCAGCUCGAUUCGUUUUCCCGCCGUGUCGCGUCUCGAAACUUGAUUUGCCUUUCACUCAAGAGAGGAGUAGUGCUUUCCCGCCUAGAGUUCCGUGCCGAUUUCCACAGCAGUUUCUUUGUGCAUACAGUAGGCAGUAGCCGUGUCCUUUCUCAGAAGGUCAUUUUAGUCCGGAAAUGAAUCGAACGUUGAAACCGCAGCUUACACGCGAGUAAGGCUUCCAGAGAGAACUGACAGGAGACUUGAAUGCGUUUCUCCGAAUCGCGAGAAAACGUUCUUUAAGGACCGCCGAGAUUUUUAUUUUUUCAUUACAGUGAUGCAUCAGGAUGUAAAUACAGGAACGCAGUGCAUCAGGUCAUGAUCAACAAUCUCAAUUGUACCAGCAUGUUACAGCAGUGUAGAGAAAAAAAGCCAGUUUUGUUCUUUUGUAACGAUAAACCCGAGGUACUUAACAGCGUUCAUUUAAAGCUUAGUUGCGUUGUAUUUUACAAAACACGGCUUUUCAGACCUGCGGAAUGAUGUGCAUCAUUGGUGCGGGCGAGCCAAUUAUUUUUUUAAACUCUUAAAAUAAAAAGUAUUCUGCUUUUUUUUUUUUUUUUUUUCUUUCUUUCUUUCUUUUGCGUAGUGUAAAUGCCAAUGCUCCUUUAGUGUAUUUUAUAAUCUUAUAUAUUUGGAUUUAUAAUUCUCAGUUCAGGAACAUCAUUGUUGUAAAGACAAAAUUAGUAUUUAUAGUGCACUUUAUGACUUAGUUCUUCUGUUUAAGUAUUUAGAGCUUUAUUAAAAAAAAUAAUAAUAAUAAUAAAUAGUGACGCAUUUCUUGGCUACAUCGCAGGUUUUUUCAGGCCGUGUACAUCGUGUUUAGCUUAUUGAAGGUACUGAGCUGAAUGUACGUUUUAUUUUAUUUUUUUCUUCUUCCUGUCAGCUCAAGUUGUAGUGUGUUCGUCUGUCAGUGGUUUUGUAGUUUAGCCCUUAGACGUAGGUCGUCGCGUGAAGACAAAGUUUCCUAUUUAGGAGGCUAUUUACGAUGCUGUAUAACGAGGAACGAUCGCCUUCGGUGACGUCGUAUUCAUUAGGCAAAGGAUGGAACACUAUGAAGGUUUUUACACUUCCAUUGCUUAUUGCACAAAUUUCUUUCCGUCGCAGAUCCACACACACCGUUUUCAGUAGUUGAAGGUUUGAAUUGAAUUCGAAUUGAAGUAUAGUCAGGCUGUUUGAAGAUAUUUUGAGUUAGUUCAUGCAAGUCCCUCCAGUCAUAAACGAUGUUUACUUGAACUAGACGUAUUAAAAUAUGUAGGACACUUUAUUUUUAUUGUAUGUAGGGUUUUUUUUUUUUUUUGAUUGUCUAUUUAGUACACCUACGGAAUAAUAAAUGUGAGCGGAUAGGAUCGUAAUAGUUGAUCGCAAGCUAACUCAGAACAAUAAUUCAGAUCGGUUUUUGUGUUGCUUUUGCUCUACAACAGCUACACACUAAGCUUCGUUAUUAGCGCUUCUUUUUUCGCUCAAUACCACUAUUUUUAUUAAACAACAGUAAUAAUUUUAAUAUUUAAGCACUUAAUAUGUACUUUCAGCUUUCACAUUCGCUUGUUAACAUCCAGCAUUUAAAAGGUUCUUUUUCUUUUUUUUCUCCCAGCGUCUGGGAGUUGACCUGAAGAGAUCGACAUCCUUAAUAUUGUUCAUGUAUGACUACAUAAAUACUGACCAAAUAGUUUCCCUUGUAGAAGAAAUUUUUAUUUCAGCAGCACAGUUUCAUUCCUUCGACGUGAGGAAUCGUAUAGAUUUUAGUCAUUCAUUUUGAUAAAAAGAUGACAGGACGAUACAAACUAACUGAAAGGUAAGGUUAAAAAAUAAAACACGGGUAUACGUUUCUUUAAAAAAAAACUUUUUUUGGCACGUCAGUUGCAGGUUCACUCUUUUGUUUUUUUCUUUUUGUUUUUUAUAAUAGGAGUUGUAUUUAAAUUCUACCAACAUCAACUUCAAGUAAUAAUCCAUAACGUCACUUUUUUUUUUUUUCAAACUGGAAUUUUCAAAACUGGAUGGUGUACAGUACAUUAGGAGAGGUCUGAUGUUUUUUUGCAUAGACUUUAUUGCCUUAUAAAAAUUCUCAAAUAGCUCCCAAGAUUUGUUUGUUUGUUUGCUCUAGCAAACCUCGUGCUAAAGUUAGUCCAGACCACUUAGUCCAUGUCCAGAUCAGAAGAGAGCUCCAAGGGGGAUUUAAGACCAAAGCCGACGAUGCCCUACCUUUAAAAAAAAAACAAAAGAAGCAUUAAUUGGCAGGAUUUAAAUUUAAAAUGACCUGGAAACGAUGGAGCUCAGGAAAGGGUUUGAAAUUUGGGUUACUGGUUGCCCCGGCGAUAAGGCCGGGUAUAAAAUUUGACCAUCUAGACUAAGAUGUUGAUUAAUAAACUCUAUAAUAUCUUGUCAUCUGUGUUCGGACCAGUGUAUCAGAGAGCAGCUGACUCUGUACAUACUCAUGCCUCAGUAGACAGUGAUGCACCUUAGCCUUCUGAUGGACUGUUUGGUCUCCAAACACCACUUAGAAAUCUCUCUCUCAAAGCUGUGAUCUUGUACAAUCCUUUAACUCUGUAAAUGCUGUUCAAUAUAACUGUCGCCCUGUGUUCAGAGUAAUCCACUUUUCCGCUUGUUCAGGUGAUCUCUUGGUAUAAGAGCGUGUCUUACGCCCUACAGGAGAUCCGAGAUCCAAGAUCAGGGACACAGUGCUGGUGUCAUACAAACUGUAGACGGUUUCAGUGAAUAAAAUAUACAGUAUUUAAUUCAA